This is a messenger RNA of Magallana angulata, 25303 nucleotides long. RefSeq lists its product as uncharacterized. The transcript is spliced from 113 exons. The record is from RefSeq and is a predicted model, not a curated record. Lineage: Eukaryota; Metazoa; Mollusca; Bivalvia; Ostreida; Ostreidae. Gene Ontology annotation, molecular function: chitin binding. The coding region runs from base 16 to 25152 and encodes 8378 amino acids. Gene Ontology annotation, cellular component: extracellular region.
CUGACGGUCGAUUUUAUGGGUAAAACGUAUAAAGCUGGGGAAGUAAUUCAUACGAAAUUGGACAAAUACCAGACUUUACAACUUCAGAGUAGUCAGGAUUUGACUGGGGCUCACAUUGUAAGUGAUAAACCAGUGGCUGCAUUUAGUGGUAAUAUCAAAACAAAUAUCGGCACCGGAAUAUACGCUGACCAUUUAGUAGAACAGUUGACCCCAGUUGAUACGUGGGGUAAAAAAUUUGUCACCGUUCCGAUUCCAAAACGAACUACCGGGGAUUUCUUCCGAAUCAUCGCCAGCGAGGACAAUACUGAAGUUACAAUUUCAGGCAUGACCCCAAUCAAGAUUCCAAAAGCCGGAGAAUGGGUACAAGUAUCAAUACCAUCAGGCGAACAUAAAAUGGUUACAUCUACUAAACCGGUCAUGCUAAUGCAAUACGUAUUGAGUCAACAAAACGCCACGGAGCCUGCCGACCCUUCCAUGAUUACUAUACCACCUUACGAGCUUUUUGGGGCCAAAUAUACCUUUUCAACACCUCAAUACUCUCGGCCUGACUAUGGUGCCGGAUAUUCCUACGAACACGAAUUUAUGGUCGUUGUCAAAGACGCAGACCGGAAUACGUUGCUUUUGGAUGACAAACCGUUUCCAUCGAACGCACAUUGGACUACAAUUCCAGGAACUGAUCUUGUGGGUGGUUAUGUUACCAUUUCUGCAGGAUCCCAUACUCCGUGUAAGAGAACGAGCCCAAUCCCCGGGGACGGGAUAGAUAACGAUUGUGAUGGAAAGAUCGACGAGGAGUUAUGUACACCAAGUAACAACAAGAGAGUGGACAUCGACGCAGUGUGUCAGAUGAAUAAGACAGCUAUUGUUGCCAACCCUUUCAACUGUGCUCAGUAUUACGAUUGCUCCAAGCAAGUCUCGGCAUUUGGAAAGCCCUACCUGCAGGAAUGCAAAUACCCUGACCUUUUUUCGUCUGGUACCAACUCAUGUGAACCGUUUACAUCGGUUACUGGAAGUUGUGGCAGAAGGAAAGAAGCCCAAGCGCCAUCUGUUUUAAACUUUCUGUGCUCAAAAAACCAGUCGGCUGCCAUUCCGGAUCCUGCAAAUUGUGCCAAAUAUUAUGACUGCUCUAAACUGUUCACGUCGACGACUCUUCAAGAUAUGACAACGGAAUGCAAAUACCCGGAUCUAUUCUCUGUAAAAGAUGGCAAGUGCCAGGACUUCAAAAGUGUUAAUUGCACCACAAGAAAAGAACCAAUGGCACCAUGCGAAUAUGAGCAGAAUCUGUGUCCAGCCAACAACCCGUCCUGCGCUCCCUGUCCUAAACGUCUGCCGUCUUGCAUUACUUUGCCUGAUAAUCAGGAGGCGUUUCCAGGAAAAUUAUGGCAAGCAGAUUACAUUGUGUGCGACACCAAUAGAACCAUGAACAUAACUACGUGUCCUCAAGGAGAAUAUUUCAAUCCCAGACUAAAGAAAUGCAUGAAAUCUGUUCCCCCAGUGGACGUUCCGGACUACUGCUCAGCUCAUCCCAAAGCGCUGCUACCAAAAGAGGACAACUGCGGCCAAUACAUCAAUUGUUCAGAUCCAGGAUUUGAUGGGAAUCACACCAUGGAGUGUCAGUAUCCUGAUCUUUUCUCUGUGACCACCAUGUCGUGCCAAUGGUUCGAGAAUGUGACCUGUGAUAGUCGUAUGGAGCCACAAGCACCUUGCGAGUACCAUCAAAACCAAUGUGCACCGACAAACAAGAGUUGCAUCCCUUGCAAAAAGAGACUCCCAAGUUGUGUGACAUUAUCUGAUGGAAAGAAUGCCAUUGAUUGGUUGCUCUGGAAACCUGAUUAUGCCGAAUGUUACAAGAACAGGACCAUGAAAAUGGAUAAAUGUCCCACUCGCUUCUUUGAUCCAGUUCAGAGAAAAUGUACCGACAAGGCCAACCCAGGCGAUAUUGACGAAAUCUGCAAACAGAACCCCAAAGCCAUUUUGCGGAAGAAAGAUAACUGUGCUCAGUAUUACAACUGUUCCGUAUCUAACUCCUCCUAUGGAGGUCACUUGCAGGAAUGUAAAUAUCCGGAUCUGUUCUCCACUGUCAGUAUGGAAUGUGAAAAUUUCAAGACUGUAACUUGUGACAACAGAACAGAACCCCAGGCUCCAUGUGAAUAUGCUCAGAAUCUGUGUCCAGCCAACAACCCGUCCUGCGCUCCCUGUCCUAAACGUCUGCCGUCUUGCAUUACUUUGCCUGAUAAUCAGGAGGCGUUUCCAGGAAAAUUAUGGCAAGCAGAUUACAUUGUGUGCGACACCAAUAGAACCAUGAACAUAACUACGUGUCCUCAAGGAGAAUAUUUCAAUCCCAGACUAAAGAAAUGCAUGAAAUCUGUUCCCCCAGUGGACGUUCCGGACUACUGCUCAGCUCAUCCCAAAGCGCUGCUACCAAAAGAGGACAACUGCGGCCAAUACAUCAAUUGUUCAGAUCCAGGAUUUGAUGGGAAUCACACCAUGGAGUGUCAGUAUCCUGAUCUUUUCUCUGUGACCACCAUGUCGUGCCAAUGGUUCGAGAAUGUGACCUGUGAUAGUCGUAUGGAGCCACAAGCACCUUGCGAGUACCAUCAAAACCAAUGUGCACCGACAAACAAGAGUUGCAUCCCUUGCAAAAAGAGACUCCCAAGUUGUGUGACAUUAUCUGAUGGAAAGAAUGCCAUUGAUUGGUUGCUCUGGAAACCUGAUUAUGCCGAAUGUUACAAGAACAGGACCAUGAAAAUGGAUAAAUGUCCCACUCGCUUCUUUGAUCCAGUUCAGAGAAAAUGUACCGACAAGGCCAACCCAGGCGAUAUUGACGAAAUCUGCAAACAGAACCCCAAAGCCAUUUUGCGGAAGAAAGAUAACUGUGCUCAGUAUUACAACUGUUCCGUAUCUAACUCCUCCUAUGGAGGUCACUUGCAGGAAUGUAAAUAUCCGGAUCUGUUCUCCACUGUCAGUAUGGAAUGUGAAAAUUUCAAGACUGUAACUUGUGACAACAGAACAGAACCCCAGGCUCCAUGUGAAUAUGUUCAGAAUCUGUGUCCAGCCAACAACCCGUCCUGCGCUCCCUGUCCUAAACGUCUGCCGUCUUGCAUUACUUUGCCUGAUAAUCAGGAGGCGUUUCCAGGAAAAUUAUGGCAAGCAGAUUACAUUGUGUGCGACACCAAUAGAACCAUGAACAUAACUACGUGUCCUCAAGGAGAAUAUUUCAAUCCCAGACUAAAGAAAUGCAUGAAAUCUGUUCCCCCAGUGGACGUUCCGGACUACUGCUCAGCUCAUCCCAAAGCGCUGCUACCAAAAGAGGACAACUGCGGCCAAUACAUCAAUUGUUCAGAUCCAGGAUUUGAUGGGAAUCACACCAUGGAGUGUCAGUAUCCUGAUCUUUUCUCUGUGACCACCAUGUCGUGCCAAUGGUUCGAGAAUGUGACCUGUGAUAGUCGUAUGGAGCCACAAGCACCUUGCGAGUACCAUCAAAACCAAUGUGCACCGACAAACAAGAGUUGCAUCCCUUGCAAAAAGAGACUCCCAAGUUGUGUGACAUUAUCUGAUGGAAAGAAUGCCAUUGAUUGGUUGCUCUGGAAACCUGAUUAUGCCGAAUGUUACAAGAACAGGACCAUGAAAAUGGAUAAAUGUCCCACUCGCUUCUUUGAUCCAGUUCAGAGAAAAUGUACCGACAAGGCCAACCCAGGCGAUAUUGACGAAAUCUGCAAACAGAACCCCAAAGCCAUUUUGCGGAAGAAAGAUAACUGUGCUCAGUAUUACAACUGUUCCGUAUCUAACUCCUCCUAUGGAGGUCACUUGCAGGAAUGUAAAUAUCCGGAUCUGUUCUCCACUGUCAGUAUGGAAUGUGAAAAUUUCAAGACUGUAACUUGUGACAACAGAACAGAACCCCAGGCUCCAUGUGAAUAUGUUCAGAAUCUGUGUCCAGCCAACAACCCGUCCUGCGCUCCCUGUCCUAAACGUCUGCCGUCUUGCAUUACUUUGCCUGAUAAUCAGGAGGCGUUUCCAGGAAAAUUAUGGCAAGCAGAUUACAUUGUGUGCGACACCAAUAGAACCAUGAACAUAACUACGUGUCCUCAAGGAGAAUAUUUCAAUCCCAGACUAAAGAAAUGCAUGAAAUCUGUUCCCCCAGUGGACGUUCCGGACUACUGCUCAGCUCAUCCCAAAGCGCUGCUACCAAAAGAGGACAACUGCGGCCAAUACAUCAAUUGUUCAGAUCCAGGAUUUGAUGGGAAUCACACCAUGGAGUGUCAGUAUCCUGAUCUUUUCUCUGUGACCACCAUGUCGUGCCAAUGGUUCGAGAAUGUGACCUGUGAUAGUCGUAUGGAGCCACAAGCACCUUGCGAGUACCAUCAAAACCAAUGUGCACCGACAAACAAGAGUUGCAUCCCUUGCAAAAAGAGACUCCCAAGUUGUGUGACAUUAUCUGAUGGAAAGAAUGCCAUUGAUUGGUUGCUCUGGAAACCUGAUUAUGCCGAAUGUUACAAGAACAGGACCAUGAAAAUGGAUAAAUGUCCCACUCGCUUCUUUGAUCCAGUUCAGAGAAAAUGUACCGACAAGGCCAACCCAGGCGAUAUUGACGAAAUCUGCAAACAGAACCCCAAAGCCAUUUUGCGGAAGAAAGAUAACUGUGCUCAGUAUUACAACUGUUCCGUAUCUAACUCCUCCUAUGGAGGUCACUUGCAGGAAUGUAAAUAUCCGGAUCUGUUCUCCACUGUCAGUAUGGAAUGUGAAAAUUUCAAGACUGUAACUUGUGACAACAGAACAGAACCCCAGGCUCCAUGUGAAUAUGUUCAGAAUCUGUGUCCAGCCAACAACCCGUCCUGCGCUCCCUGUCCUAAACGUCUGCCGUCUUGCAUUACUUUGCCUGAUAAUCAGGAGGCGUUUCCAGGAAAAUUAUGGCAAGCAGAUUACAUUGUGUGCGACACCAAUAGAACCAUGAACAUAACUACGUGUCCUCAAGGAGAAUAUUUCAAUCCCAGACUAAAGAAAUGCAUGAAAUCUGUUCCCCCAGUGGACGUUCCGGACUACUGCUCAGCUCAUCCCAAAGCGCUGCUACCAAAAGAGGACAACUGCGGCCAAUACAUCAAUUGUUCAGAUCCAGGAUUUGAUGGGAAUCACACCAUGGAGUGUCAGUAUCCUGAUCUUUUCUCUGUGACCACCAUGUCGUGCCAAUGGUUCGAGAAUGUGACCUGUGAUAGUCGUAUGGAGCCACAAGCACCUUGCGAGUACCAUCAAAACCAAUGUGCACCGACAAACAAGAGUUGCAUCCCUUGCAAAAAGAGACUCCCAAGUUGUGUGACAUUAUCUGAUGGAAAGAAUGCCAUUGAUUGGUUGCUCUGGAAACCUGAUUAUGCCGAAUGUUACAAGAACAGGACCAUGAAAAUGGAUAAAUGUCCCACUCGCUUCUUUGAUCCAGUUCAGAGAAAAUGUACCGACAAGGCCAACCCAGGCGAUAUUGACGAAAUCUGCAAACAGAACCCCAAAGCCAUUUUGCGGAAGAAAGAUAACUGUGCUCAGUAUUACAACUGUUCCGUAUCUAACUCCUCCUAUGGAGGUCACUUGCAGGAAUGUAAAUAUCCGGAUCUGUUCUCCACUGUCAGUAUGGAAUGUGAAAAUUUCAAGACUGUAACUUGUGACAACAGAACAGAACCCCAGGCUCCAUGUGAAUAUGUUCAGAAUCUGUGUCCAGCCAACAACCCGUCCUGCGCUCCCUGUCCUAAACGUCUGCCGUCUUGCAUUACUUUGCCUGAUAAUCAGGAGGCGUUUCCAGGAAAAUUAUGGCAAGCAGAUUACAUUGUGUGCGACACCAAUAGAACCAUGAACAUAACUACGUGUCCUCAAGGAGAAUAUUUCAAUCCCAGACUAAAGAAAUGCAUGAAAUCUGUUCCCCCAGUGGACGUUCCGGACUACUGCUCAGCUCAUCCCAAAGCGCUGCUACCAAAAGAGGACAACUGCGGCCAAUACAUCAAUUGUUCAGAUCCAGGAUUUGAUGGGAAUCACACCAUGGAGUGUCAGUAUCCUGAUCUUUUCUCUGUGACCACCAUGUCGUGCCAAUGGUUCGAGAAUGUGACCUGUGAUAGUCGUAUGGAGCCACAAGCACCUUGCGAGUACCAUCAAAACCAAUGUGCACCGACAAACAAGAGUUGCAUCCCUUGCAAAAAGAGACUCCCAAGUUGUGUGACAUUAUCUGAUGGAAAGAAUGCCAUUGAUUGGUUGCUCUGGAAACCUGAUUAUGCCGAAUGUUACAAGAACAGGACCAUGAAAAUGGAUAAAUGUCCCACUCGCUUCUUUGAUCCAGUUCAGAGAAAAUGUACCGACAAGGCCAACCCAGGCGAUAUUGACGAAAUCUGCAAACAGAACCCCAAAGCCAUUUUGCGGAAGAAAGAUAACUGUGCUCAGUAUUACAACUGUUCCGUAUCUAACUCCUCCUAUGGAGGUCACUUGCAGGAAUGUAAAUAUCCGGAUCUGUUCUCCACUGUCAGUAUGGAAUGUGAAAAUUUCAAGACUGUAACUUGUGACAACAGAACAGAACCCCAGGCUCCAUGUGAAUAUGUUCAGAAUCUGUGUCCAGCCAACAACCCGUCCUGCGCUCCCUGUCCUAAACGUCUGCCGUCUUGCAUUACUUUGCCUGAUAAUCAGGAGGCGUUUCCAGGAAAAUUAUGGCAAGCAGAUUACAUUGUGUGCGACACCAAUAGAACCAUGAACAUAACUACGUGUCCUCAAGGAGAAUAUUUCAAUCCCAGACUAAAGAAAUGCAUGAAAUCUGUUCCCCCAGUGGACGUUCCGGACUACUGCUCAGCUCAUCCCAAAGCGCUGCUACCAAAAGAGGACAACUGCGGCCAAUACAUCAAUUGUUCAGAUCCAGGAUUUGAUGGGAAUCACACCAUGGAGUGUCAGUAUCCUGAUCUUUUCUCUGUGACCACCAUGUCGUGCCAAUGGUUCGAGAAUGUGACCUGUGAUAGUCGUAUGGAGCCACAAGCACCUUGCGAGUACCAUCAAAACCAAUGUGCACCGACAAACAAGAGUUGCAUCCCUUGCAAAAAGAGACUCCCAAGUUGUGUGACAUUAUCUGAUGGAAAGAAUGCCAUUGAUUGGUUGCUCUGGAAACCUGAUUAUGCCGAAUGUUACAAGAACAGGACCAUGAAAAUGGAUAAAUGUCCCACUCGCUUCUUUGAUCCAGUUCAGAGAAAAUGUACCGACAAGGCCAACCCAGGCGAUAUUGACGAAAUCUGCAAACAGAACCCCAAAGCCAUUUUGCGGAAGAAAGAUAACUGUGCUCAGUAUUACAACUGUUCCGUAUCUAACUCCUCCUAUGGAGGUCACUUGCAGGAAUGUAAAUAUCCGGAUCUGUUCUCCACUGUCAGUAUGGAAUGUGAAAAUUUCAAGACUGUAACUUGUGACAACAGAACAGAACCCCAGGCUCCAUGUGAAUAUGUUCAGAAUCUGUGUCCAGCCAACAACCCGUCCUGCGCUCCCUGUCCUAAACGUCUGCCGUCUUGCAUUACUUUGCCUGAUAAUCAGGAGGCGUUUCCAGGAAAAUUAUGGCAAGCAGAUUACAUUGUGUGCGACACCAAUAGAACCAUGAACAUAACUACGUGUCCUCAAGGAGAAUAUUUCAACCCCAGACUAAAGAAAUGCAUGAAAUCUGUUCCCCCAGUGGACGUUCCGGACUACUGCUCAGCUCAUCCUAAAGCGCUGCUACCAAAAGAGGACAACUGCGGCCAAUACAUCAAUUGUUCAGAUCCAGGAUUUGAUGGGAAUCACACCAUGGAGUGUCAGUAUCCUGAUCUUUUCUCUGUGACCACCAUGUCGUGCCAAUGGUUCGAGAAUGUGACCUGUGAUAGUCGUAUGGAGCCACAAGCACCUUGCGAGUACCAUCAAAACCAAUGUGCACCGACAAACAAGAGUUGCAUCCCUUGCAAAAAGAGACUCCCAAGUUGUGUGACAUUAUCUGAUGGAAAGAAUGCCAUUGAUUGGUUGCUCUGGAAACCUGAUUAUGCCGAAUGUUACAAGAACAGGACCAUGAAAAUGGAUAAAUGUCCCACUCGCUUCUUUGAUCCAGUUCAGAGAAAAUGUACCGACAAGGCCAACCCAGGCGAUAUUGACGAAAUCUGCAAACAGAACCCCAAAGCCAUUUUGCGGAAGAAAGAUAACUGUGCUCAGUAUUACAACUGUUCCGUAUCUAACUCCUCCUAUGGAGGUCACUUGCAGGAAUGUAAAUAUCCGGAUCUGUUCUCCACUGUCAGUAUGGAAUGUGAAAAUUUCAAGACUGUAACUUGUGACAACAGAACAGAACCCCAGGCUCCAUGUGAAUAUGUUCAGAAUCUGUGUCCAGCCAACAACCCGUCCUGCGCUCCCUGUCCUAAACGUCUGCCGUCUUGCAUUACUUUGCCUGAUAAUCAGGAGGCGUUUCCAGGAAAAUUAUGGCAAGCAGAUUACAUUGUGUGCGACACAAAUAGAACCAUGAACAUUACUACGUGUCCUCAAGGAGAAUAUUUCAAUCCCAGACUAAAGAAAUGCAUGAAAGCUGUACCAAAAGUUGACGUCCCUGACUACUGUGCUGCCAAUACCAAAAGAGUUCUUCCUGAUCCAGAUAAUUGUGCACAUUAUUAUAACUGCUCAUCUGUUCCCAGACAAGGCGUCCCGAGAAUAUCUUCUGCCACUGCCUUAGGGAAAUAUGGCGCUGAAUGCCAAUAUCCGGACUUGUUUGAUGACCUAACACAGCAAUGCAGAAAUUUUACUGACGUGAAUUGUUCCACUCGUACAGAACCACAAGCUCCAUGUCAGUAUCAGCAAAACCUAUGUCCUGUAGGCGAUCCUUCGUGUGCACCAUGUCCAAGCCGUUUACCAUCAUGUGUGGGAGAACAAAAUGGAUAUAAGGAGUUUCCUACUCGGCUUUGGAAAUCUGACUUUGUCAGGUGCUUUCUUAACAGAACAACGGAAAUUGACAAAUGUUCAUCGAAUGAGUAUUUCAAUCCAAGGCUUAAACAAUGUAUGGAAAAUGUUCUACCUGUUGACGUGCCCGACUUUUGCACGGCGAAUCCAACUAAGCUUUUGCCAGAUCCAGAUAACUGUGCUCACUAUUUCAACUGCUCAGACCCUGCUGUGAACGUUAUUACUAGACAACAGAAUCAACAAACAGGAAGUUACAGAAAAGAAUGCCCUUACCCUGAUCUGUUUGAUCCAGUCUUGCAACAGUGUGGAAUGUUCACAACAGUAGAAUGUAAAACACGCCCUGAGCCACAGGCGCCAUGUGAAUAUCAACAAAAUUUGUGUGACUCAAAAAAUAGUUCGUGUAAGCCUUGUAAAGAGAGACUUCCAGAUUGUUUAAACUAUCAAGAUGGACAGCAGGCCUUUCCUAAUAAAUUAUGGCAGAAUGAUUACAUUAUCUGUGCUAAAAACAGAACCAUUAGCGUGGACAAAUGCAAACCUCCGGAGUAUUUUAAUCCACGACUGCUGAAAUGCACGGAACGUGUGGAGCCAGUUGAUGUACCAGACUUUUGCUCCGUACACAAAAAUGAAGUUCUCCCAGACUGGAACAACUGUGCCAAAUAUUAUAACUGUUCCGAUCAAAAUGGACUUCAUAUGGAGUGUUCAUAUCCAGAAUUGUUCUCAGAUCAGACAAGGUCAUGUGAAAACUUCACCACAGUAGCAUGUACAAGACGUAAAGAACCGCAAGCUCCGUGUGAGUAUGACCAAAACCGCUGUAACUUAACGGACACUAGCUGUCGGCCCUGCCCUGAGCGACUACCCAGCUGUAGAGGUUUGCCCGACGGAGAUCAACCAGCCAAUGGCUUCCUGUGGACGGAUCGCUUUGUCACGUGUGUACAGAACAGAACCCUGGCUGUCAGUAGAUGUAACCCUGAAGCAAUAUUUGAUCCUACUCAGCUGAACUGUGUAGAACAAAUACCUAAAUCCAAAAUUGAUGAAUUCUGUCGAGCAAAUCCAAAGUCUGUGAAAGCGCAUCCCUCCAACUGUGCAUUGUUCUACGACUGUUCAUCUGUACAGUCUCCUUUGGGUCAUCAUCUCGUGGAAUGUCCAUACCCUGAUCUGUUCGAUUCCACUAAAUUACAGUGUGUCAAUUUCACAGAAGUCAAGUGCAAUAAGACAAAGAAAGAACCACAGGCCCCAUGUGAAUACCAACAGAAUCUGUGCAAUAACUCUGAUCCUACCUGUGUCCCUUGCCCUUCUCGUUUGCCAUCCUGUAAAGGAAAACCAGAUGGAUUGAAUUCUUUUCCAAACCAGUUAUGGAAUGCACCAUAUAUCGAAUGCUUUAAGAAUAGGACAAUUGAUAUCAAAAAGUGCAGCACUGGAUACUUUAAUCCCAGAUUGAGAAAGUGUAUGGAACCAGUUGAGAAAGUUGAUAUACCUGAUUACUGCAAGGCUCAUCCGACCGAACUUUUGCCUGAUCCAGACAACUGUGCAAAGUUUUUCAACUGUAGUGAAUCUUUGAUCAAGCCACGAUCUAGUCGAGCAAACGUAGCUAUAGGAAAGUUCGGCUAUGAGUGUCCUUACCCAGAGCUUUACGAUACCAUGCUACAGAUGUGUAGCAAUUUCACAAAAGUUAGAUGUACUACUCGAUGGGAACCCAUGGCUCCUUGUGAAUAUGAUCAAAAUCUAUGUGACUUGACAGCCAACAACUGCACAAAGUGUCCGGAACGUCUUCCGUCGUGUGUUGGCAGCAGUGAUGGACUCAACCCAUCUCCAAGACAUUUGUGGAAAGAUGAUUACAUUUCAUGUUUUCUAAACAGAACUAUGGUUAUUUCCAAGUGUCCAAAAUCUCAGUAUUUCAAUCCACGUUUAUCAAUGUGUGUGGAUUAUGUUCCAACUGUGGAUGUUCCGGAAUAUUGUCAGGCCAAUCCAUCGGAUGUCCUUCCAGAUCCCGAUAACUGUGCACAAUACUUCAACUGCUCAAAUCCAGCAAUACGCGGGUCCAUAAAUGGAGCUGUUAACCUCCCAGAGAAUUACAGAAAAGAAUGUCAGUACCCUGAUCUGUUUGAUCCUGUCCAUAAAGAGUGCCAGACUUUUACUGCCGUAAAUUGUAGCAAACGAAACGAACCUCAAGCACCUUGUGAAUAUAAGCAGAAUAUCUGUACGUCUACAAAUGUUUCGUGUCAAGUUUGUUCAGAAAGAUUACCAGAUUGCCGUGGCCGCCAGGAUGGAGCACAUGCAUUUCCCAACAAACCUUGGCAGAGAGAUUUCAUCCAAUGUUACUUAAAUAGGACAAUCAGUAUUGCACAAUGCCCUAUGGGAAUGUACUUCAACCCAAGGACUCAGUCUUGUAAAAGAAAUGUUGAGCCAGUGGAUGUACCCGGAUAUUGCACAGCCCAUCCUAACGCAGUUCUUCCUGAUCCUGAUAACUGUGCCAAAUUCUACAACUGCUCUGAAAAGAAUGGUUUACACAAUGAAUGCACAUAUCCAGAUCUCUUUAAUCCUGAUGGCCAAAUUUGCCAAGAAUUUCUCAAUGUCACAUGUUCAACUCGAAAGGAACCACAGGCACCAUGUGAAUAUGAUCAAAAUUUGUGUCCAAAUUCUGAUCCAAGCUGCGCACCUUGUCCUGAGCGAUUGCCAAGCUGUCGUGGUCUUCCAGACGGCAACCAGGCCGUAUCAAUGGAACUCUGGACAUCGAGAUAUAUCACUUGUUUUGUCAACAGAACUAUGAAGGUUAACAAAUGUCCAUUAGGAGAGAUUUUUGAUCCAAUACAGUUAAGAUGUAUCAACAAAAUUCCCCAAGGCAAUGUAGCAGAGUUUUGCAAAUCCAAUCCCGGGGCUGUAAAAGAGGUUGACAAUAACUGUGGACAGUAUUUCAACUGCUCGGCGCUCUCGAUGUUUGGUACUUACGUUCAUGAGUGUCCAUACCCAGAGCUAUUUGACUCGAACAUGCUUACAUGCAGACAAUUUACAGAAGUGAACUGCGACAACAGGACAGAACCCCAGGCUCCGUGUGAAUAUGAAGUCAAUAUUUGUGACCCGAGAAAUUCCUCCUGCUCACCAUGCCCUGUCCGAUUGCCCUCUUGUAGAGGGUUACCAGAUGGAACGAACUCUGUGGCAAACAAAGAAUGGACAACGGCAUUUAUUGUUUGUGUUCAAAAUAGAACACUAGACAUCAAUAAAUGCAAGACUGGAUACUUCAAUCCGAGAAUAAGAAAGUGCAUGGAAAACGUUGAAAAAGUGGAUGUACCAGAUUACUGUGCUGUGCAUCCUGCAGACAUUUUGCCAGCCCCGGAUAACUGUGCUCACUAUUACAACUGCAGUGCUUUAAAUACUGCCCUUCCACCACGAAUGAUAAGUAGAAAGCUGAUGUCAGGUGUACUAGAUGCUCAUGAAAUGGAAUGCACUUACCCUGACUUGUUUGAUGUCUCAUCCAGAAGUUGUAGAACCUUUACCACUGUGACAUGCAAUUCAAGACCAGAACCCCAAGCACCAUGUGAAUAUCUACAAAACAUCUGUCGACCAUCAGACCUGAACUGCAAACCAUGUUCUGAAAGACUACCAUCUUGUGUGGGGAAGGAAGAUGGUUCCAAUGUGUUCCCAUCACGAGUUUGGAAGCCAGACUACGUAAUAUGUUACCAUAAUAGAACAAUUUCUUUUGAGAAAUGUUCGCAAGGUUAUUUCCACCCUGUCGCAAAACUCUGUACAGAAGUAGUUGAUCCAGUUGAUGUUCCUGAUUAUUGUGUAGCCAAUCCGAAAGACGUCCUUCCAGAUCCUGACAAUUGUGCCCUUUUUUUCGACUGCAAUAACAAAACAACUAUGGUACACAGGGCUGCCCAUGUUGUAUCAAUACAGUCAUAUACAAAAGAGUGCCAAUAUCCAGAUCUCUUUGAUUCCAACAAUCGGCAAUGUAGGCUUUUUACAGCUGUUAAAUGUGAAACUAGACCGGAACCUAUGACACCGUGUGAAUACCAACAGAAUCUCUGUAAAACUUCAAAUUCUUCUUGUGAGAAAUGUCCCGCAAGAUUGCCUUCAUGCAAAGGGAUGACUGAUGGUCCACAUUCUUUCCCGAACAAAUUAUGGCUGCAAGACUACAUUUUCUGUCACAAGAACAGAACCAUACAAACCAAAUGUCCAACCACACAAUAUUUCAAUCCAAGACUCAACAUUUGCACGGAUGUUGUGGAGCCUGUUGACGUUCCUCAAUACUGCCCUGUACACAGAAACAAAGUUAUCCAAGAUCCUGACAACUGUGCCAAGUUUUACAAUUGUUCCGACGUAUCACAUUCCGAAUGCACCUAUCCAGACCUCUUUUCGUUGGUGACAUUUAGAUGCGAACGGUUUUUGUCUACCUCUUGUGACCAGAGGCCGGAGCCCCAAGCUCCAUGUGAAUAUGAUCAAAAUCUGUGUCUACGUACCAGCUUAAACUGCAUUAUCUGCCCAAAGAGGUUGCCAAGUUGCAGAGGUCUUUCCGAUGGCAUUCAACCUGUUCCUAGUGAGAUGUGGGGAGAUAGAUAUCUGACAUGUCUGCAAAACAGGACACUAGCUGUUACCAAGUGUCCCAGGUCCUCCGUCUUUGACCCAGUCCUUCUCCAAUGCAGAGAAAAUGUUCCUUUCAAUAACAUAGAUCAGUUCUGCAAGUCAAAACCAGGCACUGUCAGGCCUCAUCCAACAAACUGCGCUCAGUAUUACAACUGCUCACAGACAUCAGUUCAAGGAGAUCACCUGUUCGAAUGCCCAUAUCCAGAUCUGUUUGAUUCAUCAACACUGCUGUGUCGAAACUUUACAACCGUUCCCUGUGGCAAGCGACAGGAACCAAUGGCACCAUGUGAUUAUAGACAAAAUCGUUGUUUGAUGUCUGACAAAUCUUGUGUUCCGUGUCCUAGUCGUCUCCCCUCUUGUGUACGAUUACCUGAUGGCAAAAAUCCUGUCGUUGGUUCUAUAUGGCUGUCAAAAUAUGUAAUCUGCUACCAAAAUCGGACUAUGGGAACGAGUGAAUGUCCAAAGGGAGAAUAUUUCCAUCCUAGGCGUCGAGUUUGUCUGCAAGCAGUAGAUCCAGUUGAUGUACCGGAUUAUUGUAAGGCUCAUCCUGAUGAUGUUUUACCAGACCCUUUCAACUGUGGUCAGUACUUCAAUUGUUCCAUUGAAGACACCAUCAUGCUAAGGUCUAGAACACCAAAUUCGAUAGGAGUCUUUAGAAUGGAAUGUACCUACCCGGCUUUAUUCGAAAGCAGUUCCAGGCAAUGUAAACACUUUGAGAAUGUGCAAUGCGAAAACCGACCAGAGCCUCAAGCUCCUUGUCAAUAUGAACAAAACCUUUGUAAGUCAUCUGACAAUAAUUGUCAACUGUGUCCCAAUCGCUUACCGCCAUGUAUAGGCAUCGAUGAUGGAGAGCACGAGUUUCCCAAUAGGUUAUGGCAGAGAGAUUUCAUUAUUUGCUAUAAAAAUAGAACCAUAAGCAUCACUGAAUGUGAAGAUGGUUUUUACUUUAAUCCACGAACAAAGAGAUGCCAGAAAGCUGUGGAAAUGAUUGACGUUCCAAGCUACUGUAUGGUGCACAAAACAGCAAUAUUGCCAGAUCUUAAGACAUGUGCCAAAUAUUUCAACUGUUCUGAUUAUGGAGGCGCCCAUGUUGAAUGCCGAUACCCAGAUUUGUACUCCACUAAGGAAAAGAAAUGUGUCAACUUUACCUCUGUGAAAUGUGACUCUCGACCGGAACCCCAGGCUCCCUGUGAUUAUACUCAAAAUUUGUGCCGUAAAGGAGACGGAACCUGUCCACCGUGUCCCAAGAGACUUCCAAGCUGUGUAGGCGUUCCAGACGGAGACCAACCAUUUACUGGAAGAUUAUGGAAACCACAAUUUAUAACGUGCUUCCUUAAUAGAACGAUUUUGUUGCAACAGUGUACAAAUGGAUACUUUCACCCAAUCAAAAAACAAUGUCUAAUUGAUGUUCCAAAAGUUGAUGUUCCAUCUUACUGCCAAGCAAAUCCAGACAGUGUUAUAGAGGACAUAAGCAGCUGUAAUCGCUUUUACAACUGUAGUCAGUUGUCACCUGGGAGACAUGUCGGGUCUUUGGAGUGUUCCUACCCCGAUCUAUUUUCUGCCGUUUCUAGAUCAUGUCAGGCUUUCAUAUCAGUCAAAUGUCACAUCAGACCAGAACCCAUGGCCCCUUGUCAGUAUGAACAGAAUUUAUGUCAACCAAAAGACACAAGUUGUGUUCCCUGUCCGGAGCGUUUGCCCAGCUGUGUUGGGUUAUCUGAUGGUCCACAUUAUUUCCCUGGUAGACAGUGGUCAGCAGAGUAUAUUAUUUGCUUUAAAAACAGAACCAUAGAUGAAUCUACCUGCAAAGGAAAUCAUCAGUAUUUUCACCCUGUUCAAAAGAAAUGCUUAACCGAUGUAGGAAAAGGAGACGUAGACAAAUUUUGCCAGGCUAAUCCAUUAGCUCUGGUACAGGAUUUGGAAAAUUGUGCACAUUACAUCAACUGUUCCCACAAGAACUCAAAAAUCGACGAUUUCAUUCAUGAAUGUGUAUACCCAGAUUUGUUUUCUGAUGUGACAUUAAAAUGUGAAAAUUUCCAAGCUGUUGUGUGUAAACUCAGACCUGAACCGAUGGCUCCCUGUGAAUAUAAGCAAAAUGUGUGCAAAUCCGAUGACACGUCCUGCUCGCCGUGCCCUGAAAGACUACCGAGUUGUGUGGGACUUGGAGAUGGACCACAGCCAUUCACUGGACAGGAGUGGACCAGCUCUUAUGUUGUGUGUCUUCAGAAUAGAACCAUUGAUGUUCGCCAAUGCCCACAUAAUGCCAUCUUUAAUCCUGAAACGCAUCAAUGUAUCAAUAAAAUUGACCAAAGUAACAUCAAUGCCUAUUGCAAAGCCAAUCCAAAAGCAAUAAAGCCACACCCUACCAACUGUGCUCAGUUUGUAAACUGCUCUGCCGCUCACUCGAGAUACGGUCAAUACAUCCAGGAAUGUGUUUACCCAGACUUGUUUUCUGCAGCUUCACUCAGCUGUCAGAAGUUUGAAUCGGUACAAUGUAUUCCUAAAAAUGAACCUCAAGCUCCAUGUGAAUACCAACAGAAUUUGUGUCUAAGGGGAGAAUCUGGUUGUCAACCUUGUCCGACUCGUUUGCCUAGCUGCAUUGGUUUACCAGACGGACCUAAUCCACACAUAUCGCAGUUGUGGGGCUCUCAAUUUAUUACGUGUUACAAGAAUCGUACAUUGCAUGUCGGUCAAUGCAAAAAUGGUGAAUACUUUCACCCUAGAGAAAGAGUAUGCAAAAUGGUUGUCAAUAAAGUUGAUGCCCCUGAUUACUGUUCCGUCCACCCUCAAGCAGUGUUGCCCGAUUUAGAAGAUUGUGCUAAAUUUUUCAACUGUUCAGAACCAGGAAUAUAUAAGGAGUGUAAAUACCCUAAACUUUUUUCACUUCAAAGCCUCUCAUGUCAGAACUUCACCGAAGUAAAUUGUGGAAGAAGAAAAGAGCCACAGGCACCUUGUGAAUACGAUCAGAAUCUAUGUCCAAUGUCCUCAUCUAAUUGUGAGCUUUGUCCACUGAGGCUACCAUCUUGUGUUGGUAAAUCGGAUGGAAAUCACAGCUUCAUUGGGCAUCUUUGGGAACCCCUGUUCAUCACAUGCUAUAAGAAUAGAACAAUCAUGAUUUCGAAAUGUUUACAUGGGUAUUUUCAUCCUGUGAACAAUGUUUGUCAGUCAAAAAUAGGUCAUGAUGUUGCUCCAGAUUAUUGUAAAACUCAUCCUGGUGAUGUGGUGGCCAAAGAAGAAAAUUGUGCCCAGUACUACAAUUGUUCACAUCCACAUAAACGCUUGUCUAGCAAUCAAGUGCAAGAAUGUGAAUACCCAAAAUUAUUUUCUAGGACAACUUUGAAAUGCGAAACAUUUACCUCAGUUGCAUGUGAUAACCGACCUGAACCACAGGCUCCAUGUGAAUACGAUCAAAAUAAGUGCGAUCAAAAUGACCCUUCUUGCCGGCCAUGUCCAAAUCGAUUACCCAGCUGUGUCGGACAUCCAAAUGGAUACCAGCCGAUGUUAAAUUACAGAUGGACAGAUAAAUUCAUGGAGUGCCAGAUGAACCGAACAAUUCAGAUAACUAGUUGUUCUUUGGGAUGGGUCUUUAACCCUUUUACUGGGGCCUGUGUGAAAUAUAUUGAACAAAAUUAUGUUCUAGAUUAUUGUCACUACCAGCCGACAGAUAUAGUAGCUGACCCAUUGAACUGUGCUUUGUAUGUUAACUGCUCCACUGGCACAACAAGGUUUGGUGAACACAAACUGGAGUGUCCCUAUCCUAAACUCUAUGACAUUUCUUCAAGAACUUGUAAAAACUUUGAUGAAGUAGAAUGUAAUGGUAGAAAGAUCCCAAUGAAACCCUGUGAAUAUCAGCAAAACGUUUGUCUUAAGGGAGAUGUUUCUUGUAAACCAUGUCCCGAAAGAUUGCCUAGUUGUGCUGGUUUGCCAAAUGGUGUUCAUGCCGAUCCUAGAGCACCUUGGUCAAAUAGUUAUAUCAGAUGCUUCAAUAACAGAACACUUGUGGUGGAACAGUGUACCAGUGGUUACUUUAAUACCAGAACCAGACAGUGUGAAGUCUAUGUAAAUUCAGUUGAUGUCAUUGAAUAUUGUAAAUACCAUUCGGACGCCAUUUUGCCUAACCCUGACAACUGUGCUAAAUAUUACAACUGUAAAGGAAAUGACAACCCUGUUGAGGAAUGCCCUUAUCCUUAUUUGUUUUCACAGACUACCAACAAAUGUGAACAAUUUUCUAUGGUAUUCUGUGGUUCACGUCCAGAGCAAGUAGCCCCUUGCCAGUACGACCAGAACAAGUGUUCUUCCAAUGAUCCUAGCUGUGUUCCUUGUAAGGAGAGGCUACCGAGUUGUGAGGGCCUACCAGACGGCUACAACAUCUUCCCAACUAGGGAAUACACACGGUGGUACAUCAAAUGCUCACAAAACAGAACAAUUGAGGUUACUCAGUGCCCUCCAAACACAAUAUUUGAUGUGAAGAAGAAUAUUUGUACUUCAUCCGUCAUAGGAAAUGAGUGGGAACAGUUUUGCAAGGUUAACCCACAAAGUAUACAGCCUCAUCCAAUAAACUGCGCUCAGUACUACAACUGUACAGCUCUUACAUCAGGAGAGGGAACGCUGCUACAAGAGUGUAAAUAUCCGGACCUUUUUUCGCCAAGGACACUCAGAUGUGAUGAUUUUAUGACGGUUACAUGUGGAACAAGACAUGAACCACAGACUCCCUGCGAAUACAAGCAAAACUUGUGUUUGCUCAGUGAUCCAAAUUGCCAACCUUGUCCAACUCGCUUCCCAAGCUGCUUAGGACUUAGUGAUGGAAAGUUUCCCCAUCCAAGUCACCUGUGGGGUCGGGAUUAUAUAAUGUGCUUUCAUAAUAGAACUAUUGAAGUUGUGUCCUGUGAUAAUGGAUAUUUCAAUCCCAGGACUCGUCGAUGCUCUAGCUAUGUUGAUCCAGUUGAUGUGAUAUCUUAUUGCCGUGCCCACCCAACAGCUGUUGUUGCACAUCCAUGGAAUUGUGCUCAGUUCUUUAACUGUUCGCAUCGCCAGUCUAGAUUUGGCGGGUACUUAGAUGAAUGUUCAUAUCCAAUGCUUUACUCAACGGAGAAACAAAUCUGUUCGAACUUUACGGCUGUAAAUUGUAAAUCAAGACCUGAACCAAAAGGACCAUGUGAAUACAGACAAAAUUUGUGCAGCAACAAGGAUAAGAACUGUGUUCCAUGCCCAACACGGCUUCCAAGUUGUGUGGGGCUACCUGAUGGUUUGAAUUCUGUGACUGGCGCUCAAUGGACAGAUAAAUACAUCUUGUGUUACAGGAACAGAACCAUUGAAGUCAACACAUGUAAGCAGGGUGUGUUCAAUCCAAUGAAAAGGCUAUGUGAUGAUCACGUACGACCAGGAGACAGAUAUUGCCAAGCUAACCCUGGCAGCAUUGUAGCACACCCUGGUAAUUGCGCUCAAUACUACAACUGCUCACAAAAGAAUACCAAGCUGGGAGGGUAUUUGAUGGAGUGUCCAUACCCGAAUCUCUUCUCAAAGAUCACAAACUCUUGUCAGAAUUUCAACUCAACGGUCUGUCAAAAUCGAUUUGAACCACAAGCUCCAUGUGAAUACAUUGUAAACAGGGAACCAUCUUUAUCUCUUCAAAGAAGCACAGUUCCUUGUCCAGAUAGACUUCCAUCAUGUAUUGGACUUUUCGAUGGAAAGCACGAGUUUCCUAGUAGACGUUGGUGGGCAGACUAUAUUGUUUGCUAUCAUAAUAGAACAGUAGAAAUCAACAAAUGUGCAAAUGGAUAUUUUAAUCCAUACCUACGUAUUUGUGUCAGGUGGAUUUCAUUGAAUUACAUAAUGGAGUUUUGUGGUGUCCAUUCGCAAGCUGUUGUGUCUCAUCCGAAUAAUUGUGCACAAUUCUUUGACUGCAAACAGUUACGGUCAUCCAAAUCAUUACUGGCACAGGAGUGCGUUUACCCCCAACUUUUUUCUACUCAGUCAAUGAAAUGCCAGCCGUUCUACUCUGUAAACUGUCGUGGAAAGAAGGAACCAAUGGCACCAUGCCAAUACAAUCAAAAUAUGUGCAAAGUCAAUUCGCCAAGUUGUAUUCCCUGUCCCGAGAGACUACCAAGUUGCUUAGGAACUCCAGAUGGUCCCCAAGUGUAUCCACAGAGACUAUGGACUGCAUGGUACAUAGUCUGUGACCGAAACAGGACUAUUGAGAUAACAAAAUGUCAGCAUGGACAAAUAUUUGAUCCUCAUCACAGGCAUUGUGUGACUGCAGAUAAAACAGAUCAAAUCGCUGCCAUUUGCAAAGCAAAUCCUUCACUACUGAUCCCAUACCAUAACAAUUGUGCUAGAUACUACAGGUGCUCAGACAUGUUGGAAGGAACAGUACCGUUGUCUGAGUGUCAGUACCCAGACCUAUUUUCUUCUAGCAAUGGAACAUGCAUGGACUAUAGAUUGGUACAUUGUGUUGACAGACCAGAACCUAAAGCUCCAUGUGAAUAUCAACAAAACCUGUGUGCGUCCUAUAAUAGUUCUUGUCUACCAUGUUCUGAUCGCCUACCUAGCUGUGUAGGUCUUCCAAAUGGCAAGAACUCAUUCUCUGGAAGAGUGUGGUCCCCAUAUUAUGUAGACUGCUUGAAUAAUAGGACAUAUACUGUACAUAGAUGUACAAAUGGUUGGUUCCACCCUGUUCAGAGAUUAUGUGUUACUCAAAUACAUCCAGGGGAUGUGAUAUCAUUUUGCUCUGCAAACAAAAAUGCAAUAUCUGCUGACAGUCUAAAUGCUGCCCAUUUUAUCAACUGUUCGGAUCCCAAUCCAAACAUCUCUCACUACAUUCAAGAAUGUCCAUAUCCUCAGCUGUUCUCCACUGAGACCCACUCAUGUCAGGACUUUAGAACUGUACCGGUUGAUUCUAGAAUAGUUCCUCAGGCACCCUGUGAAUACAGCCAAUACCAUUGCUACAAUAUCGACAAAUCCUGUAGACCGUGUCAUGAGGUGCAUCACUCUUGUAUCGGUUUGCCAGAUGGGGAUAAUGCGGUGUCUGGACUUACCUGGACAUCGUCCUAUAUCACCUGUUUGUUAAACAGAACCAUCGCAGAAAACACGUGCGAGAAAGGUGUAUUUGAUCCACAUAAGAGAAUAUGCACUACCCCUGUAGUGGUCGAUAAAAUCGAUCAAUAUUGCAUCGAUAACCCUACUGCCAUUGUGAAACAUCCAGGAAACUGUGGUUGGUACUACAAUUGCUCAAACAGAGACUCAACUAUCGGAAAAUACAUUCAAGAGUGUAGAUAUCCAGAGUUAUUCUCCACAAUUACUAAGAAAUGCGAGGAAUUUACAGACGUUAACUGUAUAUCAAGGCAUGAGCCUCAAGCACCAUGUGAGUAUGUGAGAAACACCUGCCCGAUGUCCGACCAAAGUUGCAUCCCUUGUCCAAUCAGAUUACCAAGCUGUAUUGGAUUACCAGAUGGGUUAAAUCCUAUUUCUGGGAACUUCUGGUCAAGGAAAUACCUCAGAUGUUUAUUAAAUAGAACCAUUGAUAUAUUGGAGUGCCCUGAUGGUUAUUUCAAUCCAUAUCUACGUACCUGUGUGGACAGAAUAUCUCCAACAUAUGUGUCUGAAUUCUGUAAAACUAAUUCUAUGGCUGUGGUUGGGAAUAGCAUCAAUUGUGCUCAAUACAUUGAUUGUACCAAAAAUCCAGAGAGUUAUGUGUUGGAGUGUAGGUACCCAGACCUCUUCUCUGCUAGAAACAGAAAGUGUCAGACUUUUACGGAUGUUGAGUGUGGAAGUGCUACUGAACCACAGGCUCCAUGCUCGUACAAACAAAAUGUGUGUAAGAGCAAGGGUCCUAGUUGUAUACCAUGUUCUGAGCGCCUCCCAAGCUGUGUGGGCCUGUCAAAUGGUUACCAUGGAUUCCAAAUGCAGUGGUCCUCUAGAUAUUUCCAGUGCUACAAAAACCGAACAAUAAAUGUUCUAAAUUGUAAAGGAUACUUUGACCCAAAUGCAAAGAAAUGUGUAGAAAAAAUACAUUCAGAAAAUAUUGAUGAGUUUUGCCAAUAUCACCCGACCCUGCGUAUACCAAGCUGGAUAAACUGUGCGCAGUACUAUGAUUGCUCCAUGAAAGACUCAAUAUAUAAACCAUACCUCCAUGAAUGCCCAUAUCCCCAGCUCUUUUCUCUGGCUACAUUGCAAUGUGAAGAUUUUCAUCAAACGUCUUGUGGGACUCGAACAGAGCCUAUGGCACCUUGUCAAUAUCUCAAAAACCAGUGUUCCAUUGGAGACAGCAGUUGCCUCCCUUGUCCAUCGAGACUUCCAAGCUGCAUUACAUUACCAGAUGGGGCUAAUGCCUACCCUGGCAGAAAACAAUCUCCCAACUAUAUUGUUUGUGACAGAAAUAGGACGCUAGCGGUAAAAACAUGUCCAACUGGAUACUUUGACAAAGCUUCUAGAACGUGUCUGCAGCCAGGGACAACACCAUUCACACAAGGUGGUAUUUGUGGAAAUAUCAGACAUGGAUUAAUCCCAGAUCCGUCAAAUUGUGCACGGUUUUAUAACUGUUCCACGGGCUUGAUGAACCCUCUAUCCCAGGAAUGUCAGUAUCCUUCCCUGUUCUCAAUUAUUAGGAGAGCUUGCGUCAACUUUGAGUCUGUCCAGUGUGGUGUAAGAUAUGAACCACAAAGUCCGUGUGAGUAUAAACAAAAUCAAUGCACAGACAAUGAUGGCACCUGUUUACCAUGUCUGUCCAGGCUCCCAAGCUGUGUUGGCCUUCCAAACGGAGAACAGGAGUUCCCAGGUCGACUCUGGACACCCUGGUUUAUAGAAUGUUUUCUGAACCGAACUGUAAACAUUGGCAACUGCGGAAGGGGAGUGUUCGAUCCUAAUAUUAAGGACUGUGUGGCAGAGCUAGACAAAAAUAACAUUGACCGCUACUGUAAAUUCCACCCUUCCGCACUAGCUCCAUAUUCUGAUAACUGUGCACAGUAUUUUGAUUGUCGCAUGAAAGAUUCAACACUAAGGGGAUUCCUUCAUGAAUGUACAUAUCCGCAGCUCUUUGACAAAAAUUCCAUGCAGUGUGCCAGUUAUCAAUCUGUUUCUUGUGAUGGUCGAUACAAACCUCUCACCCCAUGUGACUAUGCUCUAAAUGAAUGCAGGACUGCUGAUUGUAUUCCAUGUAAAGAGCGCAUCUCUCUAUGUAAAAAUAAAAUAGACGGUCCGAAUGCUCUGCCAGGAGAGGUUGUUACAAGUAGAUAUGUUGAGUGUAGGCAAGGAGUCGCCACGGGAAUCAAGUCAUGUCCAGACAGGAAAAUAUUUAGUCCCCAGGACAGGAAGUGUAAAAUCAGUGACCAAGAUACUUUGUAUGCAAUCUGUAAAACACAUCCUAAUAUUGUCCGACCAAAUCCUUACGACUGUGCCCAGUUUAUUGACUGCAGUAAGUCAAGACCUGGUCACGUGAUUGGGGAGUACGUGAAGGAGUGUCCCUAUCCUAAGCUGUUUUCUACAGACACAAUGGAGUGUCAGGAAUACAACAAGGUUUUGUGCAAUACAAGAAGAGAACCAAGAGCCCCAUGUGAAUAUCUGCAAAAUCUGUGUACUGGAAAGAACAAGAACUGUCAGCCAUGCACUGAGAGACUUCCUAGCUGUAUAGGACUACCAAAUGGUUUCAAUCCAAUCAUGGAGUCUCUGUGGAAAAAAGACUACAUUGAAUGUAAAGACAAUAGAACAAUCGCUGUAAAAUCCUGUACGAACGGAGUAUUUGAUCCUUACAACAGAGAGUGUAUGAAAGAUACUGUAUCCAGUUAUUGUAUGAUACACCCAAGGGGGUCCCUACCUAACCCCAAAAACUGUGCCCAGUUUUAUGACUGCAAUGUAAGGGAUUCAGAGUAUGGAUUAUAUCUAAAAGAAUGCCAAUAUCCCCUGCUGUAUGAAAUAGAGACGGGCACCUGUCAACACUACAGUAAAGUGAACUGUGGGUCACGAUAUGAACCUGUAGAACCAUGUGAGUAUAUUCAGAGUCAGUGUAUCGGUGCUGGUUGUCCGGCCUGCAGCCAGGUCAGUUGCCGCACUCACCUUGAUGGAGCCAAUGAAUACCCUGGCAGGAAGCACACCCCGUGGUACGUGGUGUGUGAGAAUGGAAGAACUGUGGCCGUGGAACAGUGUCACGUGGGAAUUUUUGACCAGCAGUCUCGCAUGUGUUUGACUAAUACAGGCUCUAUAAAUGACUACUGUGAGCGGAAUCCCGGACUGGUUUUCCCAAGCUUUGCAAGCUGUGCACAGUUUUACGAGUGUGGCCGAUACAAUGACAUAACGGGGACCUAUCUGCACGAAUGUGCUUAUCCAUUGCUGUAUGACACCGCCUCAAAAACGUGUCAACACUUCACCAAAGUAAAAUGUGACAACAGGAAUGUCCCUUAUGCACCAUGUGACUAUAUGCAAAAUAGAUGUCAUGAAAGAAAUACAACAUGCAAACCUUGUGAGGAACGGUUCAUUUCCUGUGUAAACAAACCCGAUGGUAGAAAUGAAGUGCCAGGAGACAUAUACUCGUAUGUUUAUUGUCUCCAGAAUAGGACAAUCAACAGAGUCAUGUGUUCAAAGGGUGCAUUCUUUCAUCCGUUAGUCAAAGAAUGCAUACCACUCAGAUUUUUUGGGCACAUACCACUUGCUAUCGGAGAUGAUAUCUGUAAUCAGCAGCUAGUGUCGGGAGUUAAGCCAGUCCCCGAUUCAGCAUUCUCCGCUUCCUCCUCCUACCACAAGGGCAGCAACGCCAAGGACUACACAGUAGCCCGGGCCCGCAUCAACACCACAGAGACCAAGGACUCCAAGGGGGUUCUACAUCUCGGGGCAUGGUCAGCCCAGAAUCUCAAUGUGGACCAGUGGAUUCAGGUGAAUCUAUCUGAGCCAAGUCUUAUUCGAGGCAUAAUGACCCAAGGACGAAAUGGUUGCUGCCAUCAGUGGGUGAAGAAGUACCGAGUUCAGUACAGUAUGGACUGCAGCAACAAUUCCAACAGCUGGCAUCCUAUAGGAGACCACACAGUCAAUGAUACAAUUUUUGUUGGAAAUACAGAUGAAAACUCCAUAGUAACUAACAAUUUUGACUGCCCAGUCAUCGCCAAAUGUAUCCGAGUCAACCCCUUGGACUGGAAUAACCACAUCUCCAUGAGGUUCGACCUUUUGGGCUGCGCUCUGGACACAGGAAACUCUACGAGCGCCCCACCAACAACUGCUGCCAGCAACACUACAGCACCAGCAAACGGAACGACAGCUUCCAGCAACAGUACUAGUGCAAACAGUAAUGCAAGCUCGGUCGCAACAACAACACCUAGCUCCAAUACAACCAGCAACAACAAUGUUACAACCACAGCCAGUUCUAACACAACAUCACCCGGUAACACAACAUCAUCGGGUAAUACCACUCCAUCUAGUAACAUGACUUCUGCUGCCAUGACAACUCAGUCUGCAACAAGUGCUGGGGCUACAACAGUGCCCAACAACUCAAAGACCGGUGCCGGAAAUUGUGUGAAGGACUGUAAGGGUAAAGCCAGUGGCGAGUACCAGUCUUGCAAGACAUGUGGGGGAUAUGUGACGUGUGUCUGGGGCAUACUGUACGAGCGCCAGUGUCCAGCUGGACUGGAAUGGAAUGACAAUCUCAAAGUGUGUGACUGGCCAAAUGCGGCAGGGUGUGCGUUAGCGGGUUAGAUCCGUCGUCUGUGACAGAACCCAAUGCUUAGAGAGCUUUUAUUUCCAACGCACAGCAUUACGUUCAUCGACUUUUUUUUUCGUCAUUAAUUCAUAUGUAUUAUUUUACGUUUUUAAAUUAUUGAACAUUAAUAAAUUUCGUUGCAAUUUG